This is a messenger RNA of Protobothrops mucrosquamatus (brown spotted pit viper), 2184 nucleotides long. RefSeq names its product cation channel sperm associated auxiliary subunit gamma (gene CATSPERG). Gene Ontology annotation, cellular component: CatSper complex; motile cilium; sperm principal piece. The annotation marks the transcript as partial. The transcript is spliced from 18 exons. Lineage: Eukaryota; Metazoa; Chordata; Lepidosauria; Squamata; Viperidae. The record is from RefSeq and is a predicted model, not a curated record.
AUGGGACUCGCCAGCAGCUUCAUCCACCAGGAAGAAAUUCGCAAAGUGGCCGCCAUCUUCCACGAACUCAAAGACUCACCGGUAGAUCCCAACGACAAAGAUGCACGUUACUAUGGAUUUCCAUACUUCCUGAAAGUAACUCUCUUUUGCAUCUAUCGGACCCAACAGGUGGCCAUCCGGGUGGGCCACUACAGCGGACUGAGACCCAUCGUGAGGGUCUCCUUUGAAGAACCCGUCAACCCCGUGCGCCAGAAACAGGAACGUUUACGGAUCGAAAUGAUGACCGCCCCACACCGGAUGAACGAAUAUUGUGAUAGUGAGGAAGUUUGCGAAAUGUUUUGGUUCGCUCCGAUGCCCUUCCUGAACGGCAGUGUUGUGACCCGUGUUCUGGUGAGGACUAACGGCUUUGGCCUCCCUAUACUCAACAGGAGGUUCUACAUUAACAUAAAUGGAUACAUGGAACCUUCCGAGAGAUCGGAAAGAUUCAGGAUUGGAAAAAAGUUGUACGGCUUGAGGAGCAUCUUUGGGUUGAGGGACCCGUCGCGCCCUUUGUGGGCCACCUACCAGCAAGCCCCCGUGCUGAUCCUGGGAGGGAUCCCGGAGAAGAAAGUCGUCAUCAUUUCAGAUACCAGCUUUGAUACAUUUCACAUAAUAGAGGUGGGCAUCGACAGCUGCUGGAUCGGCUCCCUCUUAUGCCCUCAGGGAAUAUUCUCCUCUUCCAUUGUCGAUACCAUCGCUACCGAAAGCACCCUUUUCAUCCGACAAAAUCAACUGGUCUAUUACUUUACAGGGCAUUAUCCGAUUUUACACCUAGAAACCAAAGGAUCCGAACUGUGGACGCGGAUCUUGAACAACGUCUGCGUGAAGAAGCUCGUUCCCGUCUUUUUCCCUUACAAUAACAGCGAAUACGUGAUCGCCCUGGGUGGCGGCUCUCAGGAUGGGGAAUUCUUCCUUAUCACGUGCAAAGAUGGAGUUGUGAAGGCAAGUGCCUCUCUCAGACAUCAUAGGAGGACCAUCUGCUAUUUAAUGUUCAGGGCUGCCUGCUCCAUCGUAUGGGCCUCUCUGACACAUGAGAACAAGUUCCAUUUGCUGGUGAUGCGGAAGUCAACCAAUGCAUCCUUCAUCGUUUCAUACGACAGAGAGUACAAACAAUUUCAAGCACUGUAUCACCUCCCUGCCCGUGUACCUAGGGUUUCCAGCCAAGAUAUGACGAAUUACAUCUACCUUUCCAAUUUCCCAAGUGACUCUCCCAUCAAGGAUUUUGUUCUGUCUUUUAAAGGGCCUUUUGCUGUUGUGACAGACCGGGAGGAGCUCUGGGUGUCGAAUGAAAACGGCAUAGCAUUUAGAAAGGUUUAUCCCUCGGAUGCCUGGAAUAAGUUUGUUACUCUCCAAACGAUGAGAGGGUCUACGAGAUACCUCCAGUCAGCCAAACAAGCCAUCGUCAGCAUAUUCUACAACAAGGAAGGCUUGCACGAGCUGGUUUACGUGUCAGCUGGUCGUGGCAGAGAAAGGUUCCUGAAGAGGGAUUUCCCUCAAGAUACCAUCCUGACCUACGAUCUGUUGAUCAGCACACCUCACAAAAAGAUGACGUUCAACGGGAAAGACUACAUCCGGUUCACCCACCGUUGCCCCUUCGCCGCCUUGCGCGUGCUGGAUCUGCCGCACCCACAGCGCUUUACUCGAGUGGAGCAUUACUGGGCCACGCCGCCAGACGUCAUGGAGAAAUCCGGAUUCCACGAUGAGAGGUCGCUCACCGUUUACCAGGGCCUGGUCUACCAGUUGCUUCAGCUGCACUCCUCCUAUCACAGAUCUUAUGCAGACCCCGUCCACGACCCCACCUGGCGCUGGUGGAAGAACCAGAAAGAAGAGGCCGAAUAUUUUAACUAUAAGGCAAGCAACUGGAAAUCAUUGGGGGGCGUCUAUGUUGACAUGGCCAACUAUGCCAAAAUUUACAACUUGAUGCCGGAUAAUGAUCUACCGGAUACAAUCUAUCUGGACAAGAAUACAGCCUACUCUUUUAACGUGUUCCUGACCAUCAGGACAGCCAGAGAGAGCCUGGGAGAGACGUCCGAAGAAAAUUCCCUCCACUACAUUUGGCUGGCUAUCAUUUUGGCCCAUCCCGAGUACGUCCAGACAGAACUGCAGAGGCAGGAGCUCAUCAGCAGAGGAUCGGUGUUAUAUCGC